Molecule: messenger RNA, 519 nt
Organism: Loa loa (African eye worm)
Lineage: Eukaryota; Metazoa; Nematoda; Chromadorea; Rhabditida; Onchocercidae
Exons: 4
Coding region: 1-519 (172 amino acids)
Biological process (GO): triglyceride catabolic process
Molecular function (GO): triacylglycerol lipase activity
Source: RefSeq, a predicted model, not a curated record
AUGUCAGUUGGCGGUAAUGACAUCGGAUAUUCAGAAAUAUUGUCCACUCUAAUUGGAGGUCCAACAGGUCCUCUGUUCUCCACGAUUGAUAUGCGCUUCUUCUACACAUCGUAUCAGCUAGAUCGAGUUGCAAAAGCUAUUCAAAAGUUGAAACCAAACCAGGUCAUCAUACCACAUUAUUUCGAUCUCACACGCAACGAACGAGGUGUAGUGGAUGCCGAUUGCGCUGACAUGCGACAAAUAAGCACCGAAAAUUUGAUGUUAGCCGAAAAAAAAAUUUUACAACGGAUUAAUGGAUUGAUAACGAAAAAAUCUAAGCAAUACGGUUGGACAGCAGUUGAAGGAGUCACUGAAUUGUUCCGAUCACGCGGUUGUUGUUCUUCUAAUUCAUUUAUUAGAAGCAUACGCGACUCAAUUCGAUUGCAAGGCAAUAGUUUUGGAGCAUUUCAUCCGAUAGAGGAAGCCCAUCAGCAGAUCGCUGAUUUGAUUGUCAAACAAGUGCGACAGUUCGAUAAUUAA